This is a messenger RNA of Neopsephotus bourkii (Bourke's parrot), 2634 nucleotides long. RefSeq names its product transcription factor EB (gene TFEB). The record is from RefSeq and is a predicted model, not a curated record. NCBI's taxonomy places the organism in Eukaryota, Metazoa, Chordata, Aves, Psittaciformes, Psittacidae. Gene Ontology annotation, cellular component: nucleus. The transcript is spliced from 9 exons. Gene Ontology annotation, molecular function: DNA-binding transcription factor activity, RNA polymerase II-specific; RNA polymerase II cis-regulatory region sequence-specific DNA binding; protein dimerization activity. Bases 310 to 2094 code for a protein of 594 amino acids. Gene Ontology annotation, biological process: regulation of transcription by RNA polymerase II; positive regulation of DNA-templated transcription; humoral immune response.
GCACAGUUUAUGCAGCUGCUGCCUUAGUGCCCAAGCGCCAAAAUCAUGAGCAGGGCCAAGGGCCAGUCAGUGUUGGCACCUUUGGAUCCCCCCACACUAGGAGCAAGCAGAGGGGCUGUGGAUGCUCUCUGGUGCAGGGACACUGGUGGCCAUGAGCUUGGGGAUGGAUCAGGGAUGCUUUUGGAGCCUCAGGGACAAGUUUCCUUGAGAUUUUGGGAUGGGGAAUUUUGAGGAGGAAACAAGGAGGUGACUGCAGCCACUCCGUGUGCAGGGAGCGAUUCCCUGCUCCGGGCUUGUGAUCCCCAUGGGAUGAGGGGAGGUUGGGUGGCAGCUGGGUGCUGGCUGCAGCUCCCACCUUAUCUGCAUCGGGGUGGGUGCCAUGCUCAGCGCCGGCUGAGCUCCCCGGGGACCGCUGCAGCCUCAGGGAAGGUCUCGCCUGGAGAAAGCCCAACCUGGUGGGAAAAACCUCAUGGUCAGAACUGGUGCCAGGGAGGCGGCAGCACCCGCAGCCAGGACCCGACCCGGCUGCACCGGCGCGGUGCCAGGGCAGGGGCUGGAUCGGCAGCGAGGGCCCCGAGAGCCCAGUUUGACCUUCACAGAGCAGGGAAGCGCUGGGCUGAGCCGGGGCAGGGGGGGAAAGGAGGGGAGAGGAGGAACGCUCUGCUCUGCGGGGUCACCUCCGUGCUUGGCGGGCACCCGCAUCCCACCCCCCGGAGCACCAUGGCGUCCCGCAUCGGCCUGCGGAUGGAGCUGAUGAAGCAGCAAGCGCAGCAGGAGGCCGAGAGGGAGCGCAUGCAGCAGCAGAUGAUGAUGAACUACAUGCAGCAGCAGCGGAUGCCGGUGGCCUCCACCCCGGCCAUCAACACCCCUGUCCAUUACCAGUCCCCACCGCCUGUGCCUGGAGAGGUCCUCAAGGUCCAGUCCUACCUGGAAAACCCCACCACGUACCACCUGCAGAAGUCGCGGGAUAAGAAGGUUCAGGCUUAUCUCUCUGAAACCUAUGGGAACAAGUUUGCUGCCCACGUCAGCCCCGUCAGCCACUCUCCCAAGCCACCCCCCGCUGCAUCCCCUGGUGUCCGAGCCAGCCACGUCCUGUCCUCCUCGGCGGGCAACAGCGCGCCCAACAGCCCCAUGGCCAUGCUCAACAUCGGCUCCAACCCGGAGCGGGAGUUUGAUGAGGUCAUCGAUGACAUCAUGCGCCUGGAUGACGUCUUGGGCUACAUGAACCCUGAAGUCCACAUGCCCAACACGCUCCCGAUGUCCAGCAGUCACAUGAAUGUCUAUAGCGGGGACCCCCAGGUGACAGCCUCCCUCGUAGGUGUCACCAGCAGCUCCUGCCCCGCUGACCUCACCCAGAAGAGAGAGCUGACAGAUGCUGAGAGCCGAGCCCUGGCUAAAGAACGCCAGAAGAAAGACAAUCACAACCUGAUUGAGAGGCGGCGAAGGUUUAACAUCAACGACCGCAUCAAGGAGUUGGGGAUGCUGAUCCCCAAGGCCAACGACCUGGACGUGCGCUGGAACAAAGGGACAAUCCUGAAGGCGUCUGUGGACUACAUCAAGAGGAUGCAGAAGGACCUGCAGAGGUCACGGGACCUGGAGAACCACUCGCGGCGUCUGGAGAUGACAAAUAAGCAGCUGCUGCUCCGCAUCCAGGAGCUGGAGAUGCAGGCACGCAUCCACGGGCUGCCCACCUCCUCGCCCUCGGGUGUCAAUGUGGCCGAGCUGGCUCAGCAGGUCGUCAAGCAAGAAGCCAGUGGGGAUGAGGGGACACUGGAGCCACUGCUGCCCGCCCUGGACCCCGAAUCGCAGCCGCAGCCCGCGCUGCCUCCACCACCCCAGUCUCCCUACCACCAGCUGGACUUUACCCACAGCCUGAGCUUCGACGACGGCUCCCAGGGCUUCCCAGACAGCCUGGAGCCUGGCCACAGUGCUUCCUUCCCAUCCCUAUCCAAGAAGGAGCUGGACUUGAUGCUGAUGCAGGACACGAUGCUGCCUCUGGCCUCCGACCCCUUGUUCUCAGCCAUGUCCCCGGAGGCCUCCAAGGCCAGCAGUCGCCGGAGCAGCUUCAGCAUGGAGGAUGCUGACAUGCUGUGACGAGGAGCCGACGCUGGGGCGAGGACCGGACCUUCGGGUUUGGUUGGUGAAGUUACCGGCCCCUCUUCCCAUAGGAGGAGCCCGUCCUGCCGCGCACUUGAAGCUAUGUAGGAGUGAGGAGAACCUUUUCUCUAUGCAACGGGGGGGCUCGGAGCCAGGCUCCCCGGGUGCCGCCGUGUCUUUCGCAAGCUUUUCUUUGGCCGGGAGCUGGAGCAGACCUUGCCUUGCCCUGGCGUUGGCCUGACUGCAGAUUCCACAGCCCCGGAGCCUGGGUCUCGGCUGCUUUUGCCUUUCAGCACCCCCCUGCCACACCGAACCCGUUCCCCAGGGCGCUGCUCAGAGCCCAAGGAGCCUUCCCUGGGAGGAGAGGAGAGGGACGAUGCUCAGAGCUUUGUGUCUGCCUUGCUGCCUCCUGGAGCCUCCAUCCUCAAUGAGCCUUCCCCAUCCUCUGAGCCCCAUGGAUGCUUCCCUUUGCCACGUCCUUCAUGGUUCCUCCUUCCUCAGCGCGCUCCAAGGUGUUAACUGGAGCACGUUAAUCCA